Prionailurus viverrinus (fishing cat) is the source of this 3826-nucleotide messenger RNA. It is a transcript of the gene SLC25A25, whose product is annotated as solute carrier family 25 member 25. Gene Ontology annotation, cellular component: mitochondrial inner membrane. Bases 421 to 1890 code for a protein of 489 amino acids. The transcript has 10 exons. The record is from RefSeq and is a predicted model, not a curated record. Gene Ontology annotation, molecular function: ATP transmembrane transporter activity; calcium ion binding. NCBI's taxonomy places the organism in Eukaryota, Metazoa, Chordata, Mammalia, Carnivora, Felidae. Gene Ontology annotation, biological process: transmembrane transport.
UGAUCAUUAGUUGAGCGAGGACUGCUGAAUAAUUGGGACCUCCGAGUUGCUUCUGCCUCCAGGAGAGAUCUGUUGGGCUAUUGCUUUUAGCUUUUUGAAAAAAGCCAAACAUUCGAUCACCAUCCAUCUGCAAGAGUGAGUUUUUAUUGAAGUAGCUCCGUCUGCUUGCUCUCUCUCAACGCCAGCAGCUCGGCGGCAGGGCUCUUCCUAGAGGGAGCCCCUUCUCAGGCCAGGCAGGACAGCAGUGCUAGGAAAUUUGAAAAAGCAGGAAACAGCCACUGCAUGCCGAGCUUUCAGCCUCACAGCCCCCCCAGGCUAGUCUUCCGAGCAGCCGCGUAGCCAGAGAUCUUUGGUAUUGUGGUCACAUCCCUCCUCACAAGUGGAACAGUCAACCGCCGGCGACACUGGGAGGAAGCCGUGAUGUUGCAGAUGCUGUGGCCUUUUCUGUCCAGCUUUCUCCCUAGGGCUGGGUGCCAAGGCUCCAGAGAGGGGAACGAUAAUGAAGUCAGAGGCACCCCGGCUCCAGCUCGGGGAGACCAGAUGUCAAGCUUUUUGGGGAAACAGGACGGAAGGGCUGAGGCCACGGAAAAGAGACCCACCAUUUUGCUGGUGGUCGGACCUGCAGAGCAAUUUCCUAAGAAAAUCGUGCAAGCUGGAGAUAAAGACCUCGACGGGCAACUCGACUUUGAAGAAUUUGUCCAUUAUCUGCAAGAUCAUGAGAAGAAGCUGAGGCUGGUGUUCAAGAGUUUGGACAAGAAGAAUGAUGGACGAAUUGAUGCUCAGGAGAUCAUGCAGUCCCUGCGGGACCUGGGAGUCAAGAUCUCCGAACAGCAGGCAGAAAAAAUUCUCAAGAGCAUGGAUAAAAACGGCACGAUGACCAUCGACUGGAACGAGUGGAGAGACUACCACCUCCUGCAUCCCGUGGAAAACAUCCCCGAGAUCAUCCUGUACUGGAAGCACUCCACGAUCUUCGAUGUGGGUGAGAAUCUGACGGUCCCCGACGAAUUCACAGUGGAGGAGAGGCAGACGGGGAUGUGGUGGAGACACCUCGUGGCUGGAGGCGGGGCAGGGGCCGUGUCCAGAACUUGCACGGCACCCCUGGACAGACUCAAGGUGCUUAUGCAGGUCCACGCUUCCCGAAGCAACAACAUGUGCAUCGUGGGCGGGUUCACCCAGAUGAUUCGAGAAGGUGGGGCCAAAUCCCUCUGGCGGGGCAACGGCAUCAAUGUCCUCAAAAUUGCCCCUGAGUCGGCCAUCAAAUUCAUGGCCUAUGAACAGAUCAAGCGUCUUGUGGGGAGUGACCAGGAGACUCUGAGGAUUCACGAGAGACUUGUGGCAGGGUCCUUGGCUGGGGCCAUCGCGCAGAGUAGCAUCUAUCCAAUGGAGGUUCUGAAGACCCGGAUGGCCCUGCGCAAGACAGGCCAGUACUCGGGCAUGCUGGACUGUGCCAGGAAGAUCCUGGCCAGAGAAGGGAUGGCCGCCUUCUACAAAGGCUAUGUUCCCAACAUGCUGGGGAUCAUCCCCUACGCUGGGAUAGACCUAGCCGUCUACGAGACGCUCAAGAACGCCUGGCUGCAGCGCUAUGCGGUAAACAGCGCCGACCCUGGCGUAUUUGUGCUCCUGGCCUGUGGAACCAUGUCCAGCACCUGUGGUCAGCUGGCCAGCUACCCACUGGCCCUGGUCAGGACCCGGAUGCAGGCCCAAGCCUCCAUCGAGGGCGCCCCGGAGGUGACCAUGAGCAGCCUCUUCAGACAGAUCCUGCGGACCGAGGGCGCCUUUGGCCUGUACCGGGGGCUGGCCCCCAACUUCAUGAAGGUGAUCCCAGCCGUGAGCAUCAGCUACGUGGUUUACGAGAACCUGAAGAUCACCCUGGGCGUGCAGUCGCGGUGAUGGGACGGGGGUGCGACCCCGCCUCGCUCGGCAGACUCACGGAUCCUGGGCCUGCAGCCCCGGGAUGUUUAGCCAUCUCAUUCUGUGAAUGUGCCAACACUAAGCUGACUGAAGCCAAGCUGUGAAAAGCCUGGGGUGCGCCCGCAAGGGAGUAGGGGAAGGCCUGGCAGGCUCACCGGCUGUGUCCCGCUGACCCUGGCCGACUGUCACGUCCGCUCCGGCGGGGGGGGGGGUAGCAGGACACAGGCACACGCACACAGGGACAGGACGCUUCCUGCGGUGCCUGCCGAGAUAGCAGGGCUCGGAACCGGCUUGGUUCUUCCAUCUUGCAGCCAGACCACCAGCCGCGGGCCUUGCCCCCUGGCCUGCUGGGCGCCUACCCCGCGCCCGCCUUCCUUCCUUCCUCGCUGCUGUGUUAAUAUGGUAGGAGGAGGGCUACCAGCCCCCUCCCCUUGUUACUGCUUGCUCCUCUCGCCUCAGUCCGUGGGGACCUCACACCUGGCUUCCUGGCCCACAGUGUCACCUCUGGCCAGGUUGUGCCGGGAAGAGGGAGGAGUCCGGCUUUUGUGCGCACCCUCAUCUGAGCCCUGCUGUUGGCUUCUGAGCUCACCAACAGACGGGCACCCGGGUGUGCGUGUGCAUGCAGGGGGCAAGGCCACGCCCCGCCAUUGGCCGCCUGGCAUCCUGGUGCAUGGCUUCACGGAAGGCACGUGCUGGGUCCCGCAACGCAGAAAGCCUCUGCUCCUGCUGCCGGGGUGUCUUGGUGCUCUGAGCUGGCCCCAGACUCCGUCAGGACUGGCACCAACUCAGAACCAACCCGCGUCCCCUGCUCUGGAGUGAGAGCGGUGAGGCGUCAUGUAGCUGCGGGAAGGGGAGCCGCUGCCGGGGGUCCGCGCGUCCUGGGGAGAGAAGGAAAAGGUUUUUAAAGGCCUUAAUUAUGUAUCGUUGGGAAAAGGGUUUUGUUCAGAAGGGCACACUGGACAAAUGUGCAAGUUCUGUGCUUCCAGAGGGAAGACAAAGGGGGUAGAAAGCCUGGCCGACUGCAUUAAAGUCUGUUUCUGACGCCCCCUGGGGAUUCGUGUCCAAUCCCAAUCGGGGCAAAGUGGGACCAGCCUCACAUUCCACCGAUGCAGGGCGUCACAGUGCUUGGAGCCUAUUUAUUUCAUAUUUAUUUGAACAGAGUUCUGUCCUAACUAUUUUUAUAGAUUUGUUUAAUUAAUAGCCUGUCAUUUUCAAGUUCAUUUUGUAUUCAUAUUUAUGUUCAUGGUUGAUUGUACCUUCCCAGCACCCUCCAGGUGGGGUGGGGAGAGGAAGGAGGGGCCGUGGGAGUGACCUUUCCCGCCGCUGGCCGCGCUGUCGUCAAGUCUGUCCAAAGAAAUGCCUCGGAACUGGCGACGGAAGAAAGGUCAGGGCGGGAGGGCCCUGGUCAUGGGGAGGUGGCUCCUGGCAGGUUGGAGCAGGGCUUGCACCCAGGAAGAGCCUUAGGAUCUGAGGGUCUGACCGGGGGCAGGAAGAGUGGCAGAAAUCUCCACUCCGUUGAGCGUGGAAGUCCAGAUCAUUUCUUGGGCUGGGAGGAUCUCUUGUUUCAGCCUUUAGACUGACUAGGCGCUGAGGGGCCUAUCACUGUGAGUUUGGGGUGGGGGCUCCAGGAGAGGGCGGCCAGCUCCCCGCCCCCGCCUGUGAAGUGGGCUCCCUCCCCCCCGCCCCCCCACCACUCCUGCUCAGCAAUGCUGGUCAACUUGGCGACUUCACGGUCGCGCUUCUGUUCCACCAGAAUGGCCUGGUGAGGACAAUUCAAAUAGGAUGCAAAGAUCAAUGCAAAAAUUACUGUUUUAUCUAAAUCUAGGGAUAACUGGAAUUUGUGAAAAAGCAAAUUAAGACAGAAUUGGAAGUUGUCCUUUAAAACAGCCUUCUAAUAAAGUUGUUUCAAAGCUGA